Messenger RNA from Cyprinus carpio (common carp), 4228 nucleotides. Its product is annotated as palmitoyltransferase ZDHHC9-like. Gene Ontology annotation, molecular function: protein-cysteine S-palmitoyltransferase activity. The record is from RefSeq and is a predicted model, not a curated record. The transcript is spliced from 9 exons. The coding region runs from base 961 to 2118 and encodes 385 amino acids. Gene Ontology annotation, cellular component: Golgi apparatus; endoplasmic reticulum. NCBI's taxonomy places the organism in Eukaryota, Metazoa, Chordata, Actinopteri, Cypriniformes, Cyprinidae. Gene Ontology annotation, biological process: protein targeting to membrane; peptidyl-L-cysteine S-palmitoylation.
UGGUAGCUCUCCAGGAGCAGGGUUGGAGAUCCCUGCAUUAGACAAAGUAACAAAAUAACAACAAUUAACAAUGUAAAAAUCAAAUAGCUAUGACUGGAAUAGGCCUAAAAUCGAAUAGACUUUAAUGAAGUAUCCUUUAACGUGCUGAAAAUAUCACGCUCGCCAAAAAGGCUCAAAAGUAACAAUACUGGAUAUUAUUAUUAGAAGACAAAAUUCCUUUGUUCCCUGUACAGUGAGUCACUGGCCCUUUAAGAAGAGACAUUUCAAUCUGGGCGUGUUUUCCUGUUCCCGAAGAGAAUCCAGCCCUGCUCGCAUCCUACGACACGAAAUUGGAGGAAAGAUUAUCUUGCACAUUACUCAAAUAAUUGCUGUAUAGCGGCAUAAUCGGCAUAGAUCACAAAAGGCUUUACUCAGAUUUAUUUUGUAUCCAUUUAAGAGAAAAGGGACGGAGAAUCCUCUCGGGAUAGACGCUUUUAACCAUCCUAACCAAUGACACAAAUGUCACUCGGUCAAGGUCCACUCACACUCCAGAUGUGCGUUUAGCGUUUAUAUACGUUUAUUUCCGGCCAGCCUCGUUUUCUCAUUCGAAAUCUGUACACAUUUUUGAAGGGAAUCACUUUUGAAUUGUGGCAGUAUGGGGAAUCUUCGCUUUUGGAUGAGGACUUGGCUUUUUGGUAUUUGAUUGGGACUUUAACCAUGGAUUUAAGUACAGAAGUGCAGCUAUAUAGAGCUAAAGACUGAUGGUUUUAAGAAACACUGAAGAUCCGUGAGGAACCACGGGAAGAAUCCUACAAACAAAUUGUGCACGUGAAGGAAGAAUUACAUUUUUGGCAAAUACGCUCCUGUAUUAGUUCAACACAUCAAUCGGUCUUUAGUCUCAGGUUAAUCAUUUAGUGGACACGGUUGUGGUUUAUUUCAGGUUAAGUUGACAAAAGACAAUCUGCUUGUACCUUCGCUACCAUGUCGGCGGUGAUGAUAACGCGGAAGGUUACUCGAAAAUGGGAGAAAUUACCUGGGAAGAACACCUUCUGCUGCGAUGGACGGGUUAUGAUGGCUCGGCAGAAAGGAGUAUUUUACCUGACCCUGUUUCUUAUCGUUGGAACCUGCUCUCUGUUCUUCGCCUUUGAGUGCCCGUACCUGGCAGUGCACCUGUCUCCUGCCAUCCCUGUGUUUGCAGUGUUGCUCUUCGUCUUUGUCGUGGCCAUGCUGCUCCGAACCAGCUUCAGUGACCCAGGGGUGCUGCCACGGGCCCUGCCGGAGGAGGCCAACUUCAUUGAGAUGGAGAUCGAAGCGGCCAAUGGAAAUGUCAUGGCUGGACAGCGGCCUCCGCCCCGCAUCAAGAACGUGCAAAUUAACAACCAGAUUGUCAAGCUGAAGUACUGCUACACCUGCAAGAUCUUCAGACCCCCACGUGCUUCCCAUUGCAGCAUCUGCGACAACUGCGUGGACCGGUUUGACCAUCACUGUCCCUGGGUCGGAAACUGCGUAGGAAAAAGGAAUUACAGAUACUUCUACUUGUUCACACUCUCGCUGUCUCUACUUACCAUCUACAUCUUCGCCUUCAACAUCGUCCAUGUGGUUCUUCGUUCUGUGGACUCAGGAUUUAUGAAUACCCUUAAAGAAACUCCCGGAACUGUGUUGGAGGUUCUGGUGUGUUUUUUCACCCUCUGGUCUGUGGUGGGAUUGACUGGUUUCCACACCUACUUGAUCUCCCUCAACCAGACCACCAAUGAGGAUAUCAAAGGCUCGUGGUCUGGAAAGAACCGAGUGCAGAACCCAUACAGCCAUAAGAACUUCAUCAAGAACUGCUGUGAGGUUCUGUGCGGCCCUACUUACCCCAGUGUGUUGGACAGAAGAGGGGUGAUGCUGGAAGACUCGACUAGACCCACCCCCUCUGAUGCGUCUGCUGCUUCCACCUAUAAGAGCACCAACCCUGUUUCACAAACCACAAAAUCCUCAGCUCCCCUGAUUCCCAAUGAACAUACCCCUGAGGAAGCCAAGCCCAGCAUUGGUGCAGGCACCCAGAAGAGCACCAGCUCCCCUAAAGAAGAGAAACCCCCCUCGCCAACAUCCCCUAAUGCUGUCGCCCCUGCAGUCAUCAAAGAGUCAGCCCACUAGCUUUGAAAGCCUUCUUCUCCAGACUUCUCUCAAUCCUCUGAAUGUGCUCACUUACAAGAACACACACAGAAAAACUCGUGACUCAUUCAGAGCAGUGGUCUGUGCUCUCUGAUACUCUUUCGCAGAACGGGACCCCUUCUGCCUGGAUCCUGUGCUAGCACUCGAGACAAGAUCUGGAAGUCUUGAGACUCUCCUCUCUGAAUCACAGCAUGAUGAAACUCACAAUGAGGGAAAUAGGGAGCCACAGACUAAAUGGAAUGAGAAUGGGCUACCCUGAAGCAUAAUGAGGACAUUAUUUCCCUCGUAAAAUGUUUGGUUGUUUUUUUCAGUGUCAUUAACCGUUUCUGUAUAGCCUGCCUCCAUUAUUCCUAACCGUUUGUGUGCCCUGUAAAACCCAUUACUAGCUUCUAUAGUAGUUGUGCAAAAUGCCCUUUGGAUUAGACUUCCUUUUGUUUUCAAAGUGUUAUAAGGAAAAGUGCUUUAGCCAUAAACUUACAUUUAGGCCCAACACAACUGCUUUAUUCUGAUGACGAGGCCAUUUGGAUCAGCUUAUUAAGUCAGUCAGUUAUAAAUGUGAUUCAACUCCAUGUCAAAACAGAAAGUUAAGCUCCGACUUGAUUUUACAAUCAGCAUGGAUGGUAGAAAGCAGAGGCUGUAAGAUGUGUUUGUGUCCGUCAGUACAGGCCGAUCUGCAUCAGUAAGUGUGUGAGAGUGCCUUAUCUAUGCUCUACCAUUACAUCUACAGAGGACUCCAUAAUGGCAUAAAUCUACUCAUACCUGUAAGUUAAACAACUUCAUUUUUAUACAAUGCUAACGACAUUGUACAUAAUGUAAAAAUGACUGAGAAGCUGCAAAUUCCUUAUAAGAAGUGGAAAACAUGCCUGAUUUAUUACUAUUAUUUUGAUCUUGUCUUAUUUAACAAGAUUUUUCCACAUCCACUUGACAUAUGAGCAACCUUCCCUUUUUUCCUUUUCACUAAGAGUCAGAUAUUACUACUCAAGGCCAAAGUAAAUGAAAGAUAAAAUUGAAUUUACAUCUGAUAAUGAACUUUCCUGAGUCUAGGCAUGGAAAAGUCCAGCUGACCAAUUCUCCUUCAGUGUCAUUUAAGCAUGCUUUUGGAUUCAAUUAAGAAAUUGUGCUUGUUUUUCUUUUUCCACUUCCUUUUCACCGUGUUUAAGGUAGCAAAGCUUGCCCCAGUGUAUAAGCGAAUACGUAUUGUAGUCACCUUUACUAAUUUCACUGUAGUAUGUUGAAGGCAACUUGUAAGGGAACAAUUUUUUUUUUUAUGGACAGACCUACAGACAUCAGAGACCUAUGGACUCAUAUAUUUUUACAUGAAUUCUCAUAGCCAGCUACACAUUUGUUUCAGAGGAGUAAACGGGGCAGUAUUGUUAUGUGGAAAGUUUAAAAGUGAACUAAGAACUUUGUCUCUGUUUGAUUCAUUCGGAACAGCCAGCUUAUAAUGUUGCCAGUUCAGUGCCAUCUCAAAGCAGUAUAUAAGCUGGAAUGUUUAUAAGAUUGAUUCAUUUGAUUGUUAUUUCCUUUACUGAUGUUGAAGAAUGUGUUGAGGGUAAAAGAUCUUUAUUGCAGGAAAUGUAGUUGUUCAGAAACCAACAGAAUGUGCUUCUAUUAGAUCAUGUUUAAUUUAUAGCAGAUGGGUUUUUUGUGAGUAUUAUGGUGUGAACGUGUGUGUAUGGAAGAUGUGAAUAUUCAUUUGCUAAGCCGAAGGUAAAUGGGAAAGUGCUUAAAACUGCGCUGAAUGAAUCCCACUUUUUUUAAUCAUGAAAUGUGUCGUAAUAAACUAAUUUACUAAAUGAGGUGCAACAAAAUCAGAAACUUUCAUGCCAAGUCAGUGUAAUGUAUACGUUUGGAAUAUUAGCAAAUGAUGGUCUGCUCUAGAUAUUUGGAUACGAUGCAUAACGUACACAUUAUACGUCAUCACAAAUUGAGUUAUGUUCACUUUGCUUGGUAAUAUCACUGUGAUCAUGUAUAUCCUCAUACUCUUCACUUUCUACUUAUGAAUUUGUGUGUGUAUGUAUGUUCAUUAAAUUAUAUGGUAUUAUUACAAUCUCUCUGUGGUGUAAUUUCAAAACUGUUUCUUUUUCUUAAA